This is a messenger RNA of Leishmania major strain Friedlin, 3096 nucleotides long. RefSeq lists its product as hypothetical. Bases 1 to 3096 code for a protein of 1031 amino acids. Lineage: Eukaryota; Euglenozoa; Kinetoplastea; Trypanosomatida; Trypanosomatidae. The transcript has a single exon. The record is from RefSeq and is a predicted model, not a curated record.
AUGAACGGCAAAGACGGGCAUUCUCUGCCCUCAAGAGAUGCAGCGACAGCGUCCGGCUCCUUCAGCACCACUUCCCUUACAGACGACUCGUCGCAGACGUUGGCAACGCGACAAGAUGCACGACGGCGCAGUUUCCUCGACCUGGACGAUGACGUCUUCAAUUACGUCUGCUCCUACGUGCCGGUCAAUGACCUUCUGCACAAUGUGGCCGUCGCGAGCCACGACACGCGGCGCCGCGUUUCAGCGAACCACGCUCUCUGGCAGCAGCUCUGGAUGCGAUACCUGCUAUUCUUUUUCAACGCCUUGAUUCCAGCCACAGCGGCACCGACUCGUGGACGAUGGGGAGUGGCGCCGCCGGACGCGAUGGGCAUGCUUUACACCACCACUACAACGCCGCCCAGUCAUGAUAGCGUCCUGCACCUCUAUCACUUUCACCACUCGGCAGAGGCGAAGCCCCACGUGGUGCAGCUCGAGCAGCUGCACAUUGUGCGCGAAGACAUCGCCGACCCGGCAGCCGCGGCGUCACCCACCUCGCGCCGUGCUCCCAGCGAGUUAAGAACGGCGGAGGUCCAAGCACAGCUGUUGAGCUUCGCCCAGGCGUGCGCUACACAGACGGUGGCGCAGAAUCUCAUAUAUACCGCAGCCCCGUCCUCUCCCUCCUCCGCCUCCCCGCAGCCCAGUGCCCGAGCUGAAGGGGUGCCACAGGGUGAAACCUUCGCGCACGGCGGCACCUUGCAUGUGCUCAAACAGCAGCAGCGGCAGGCAAAUCGGCUACAACGGGUAUUGCACUUCCUUCUCUCCACGAGCGGUCACCGGCCUCGCUUUCAUGACCGGCUCUGGGGGGCCACCAACGACGCUGAAAGAAAGUUCAUCCGGAAGGCGCGCAUGGGGGCGGCGUCUACGGACACGAAGCCAGCCAAACGGCGAAAUCCCCUGAGUCCGUCGUCGUCGCAUGCAGCGGCAGCGCCGCACUCGUCGCCAGCGCGGGUCCGCCCGCUGAGCUGGAUCGACGACCAGGAGACCUCUGUCAAGGUUCUUCUCUUUGACGACGACACGCGCUCCGUCGGCGACGCCGCAGCGGUGCAGGAGGAACGCUCGAAGUUGCUGGCGUCCAUCGCAACGAACUGGCGCACCGCCUACGCUUCGCACUUCUACCCAAGCGUGACGAGCGGCAGUGAGCCGGGAAGUCCUCUCUCGCGCCUCCCUGCGUCCAACCUCCCCGUCUUCGCUACGGCAGCGGCGACAGCGGGUGGGGAGCCGGCGCCGCCUGUACCCGAUGCCGAGCGCAGCCGCCGGGAGCAGCAGCUGAACGAAGGACACGUUACAUGGGAGCAGGUGUACCGUCGCUUUCGGGACGGCAGCAGCACCACCAUCCGUAGCACCGCGCGUAUGCAACAGCAGGCGGCGGCACAGAGAAGAGAUAUGGGCACCGACGACGAAGUCGACGCGGCCAUCCCCUCCUCGAGCAAUCCCCUCUUCGAUCUGCACCUGCUCGGUUACGAAACCCGCAAGCAGGUGUACGCCGCAAUGCUGGCCAGCACCGUCGAGGUGCCGGAGGGCAUGGGCGCGUUCUUUGGCACGUGUGUCUCCGAGUCGUUCUUGCGAUGGUGGUGCUGGCGGAACCGACGACGCACGGAGGCAAGUCAGGCACCCGUGGCGCCGCCGGCCAGCGCUCUGGGAGAUGAUCGCGGAGAGCUUCCGGUGCGACGCCACAGUGCGCUCGCUCCUUUUGCCGCCGCCUGCGAUGACGCGUCGCCGCCGCGGUCACUGUGGGUGGUGCGAGUGGCCGCCAGAAACCCACGCGACGACGUCGGGAGAGGCGAGGCGGAGGACGAGUCCGUCACCUACAGCUCCUCGUUUUCGGACAUGAGCACGACAGCGAGCAACACUAGCACCUACACGCUUGCCUCGUCCUCCAUCCGCUUUGCCGGGGAGAGAGAGGAAGAGAACGAAUUCAGCACAGAAGAAAAUUCAAGCGAGCUCGAGACAGCCCACGCCGUGGCCGCGGAUGAAGAGCCACACGUCGCGGCAGCAGAGGCGUCGUCUCCGCCACAGCCACCGCCAACGCCGUUCUACCACCCACCCGUAGCGGUGCUAUUCCCCUUUCCACACAUGCUUACGUACUGGUUCAUGAUGCAUCAUGUCUCCUUCUACAGUCACCAGGUAUACAGGCGCAUGUGGGGUGAUCAGGAACUCACCAUCGCCGUGUGGAGCCGUAUCCUCAGCCCCACAGGACACAGCGCUGAGUGUCGCCUUUUCUACUCGCUGCGAUGUGCAACGUUUCCGCGCAUGUUCACGAAAAUGAUGUUCACGCCUGGGGUGCUUCCAUCGUUGACGCUGCAGGGAAAGAUGGCGGAGCGCUCGCCGUACUGCUCCUCGUCGUCGUCGUCUGCAUGCGACUCGCAGUCGUUGUCUCCUGAUGCCGACGGUGAUGCCGGCAGCACGCCCGGGUCGUCGCCCGCGUCGACGGGUGACAAGCCGGUAGACAGUCGGCAAAUCUACGACCUCUUCUGGACCGGUUUUGGGCGUGUGGAGGUGGACUCUGGGCCGACCAUCUCACGAUCGAACAUGCUGCGUCUGCGCAUCGCGCUCGGGCUGCCGGUCAACUUUCCGAUGGGGCUUCUGUGGAAUGUGGUGAUGUUCGCCUCAGGCAUUGGCCCUCUCAUUCUUAAAGAGCACCGGCACUCUCUUCACUUCAACUACGCCAAGACAUUCACCGACGUCGUGGCGGACGAGUUCGGUGAGCUCGCGUGCUUUGGCCUCGGUGCCCAGUCGCCCAGCAGGAGGAACGACUCCACAGCGAUGGCGAACCCACUCGAUGCAGAGGCGGGAAUGUGGGGGCGACUUGCCGUAUCCGCAGUGGCACCCGCAGUGGGGCAGGAGCAUGUCGUGCGAACCACCGACAACAAUCGAGAGACGCCCGAAUCUGACGAGCAAGCGGCGUAUGAACUGGAUCCGGCACAUCACGACACCUCUUCCGCCCCGACACCUCUCACGGGCAUCACAAACUGGUCGUGGGACCUGGGCUCCGAGUUUAGCAGUGACGAGGCCUACUGGUCACUUCCCGGCAGCGACGUCUCCUCCGGACACCAGUGA